Messenger RNA from Cylindrotheca closterium, 1398 nucleotides. The record is from the annotation of a GenBank genome assembly. NCBI's taxonomy places the organism in Eukaryota, Bacillariophyta, Bacillariophyceae, Bacillariales, Bacillariaceae.
AUGAGCUCGGGCCGAAAUAUCUUGGUGCUGUACCGUGUGGCCAACUCGGAUUCUGACAACAGCACACCCAAUUACAACUGCUUCAACCUUCCCUAUGGAUCAGGUGCAACUUUGUCAAGAGUGAAACAGCAUUGUGCUGCAGCUCACCAUCUCAAUGUGUUGGGCCCAGAAGGGUAUCAUUGGCGUGUUUUGGUCGAGGACAAGGCUGGAGAGGAGGGAGAAAGGGCCUACAGCUGGUGGGACAUUCAAGAUGGAAAUGCCAAGCUUCCCAUCAAGCAAUGCUCCCAACACGAUGUCCGAAGGCUCCUUCACCCGGGCAAGUCUGUCAUUUCUGGUACCGAUUCUGCUUCCAAGGCUGCCAAGGGAGCUUUCAAAAUGAUGGGAAAGAUGGCCGAAAGUGUUGUUGGAGGAGAAGCAGAGAGCACUGGACCACCAGUUGCUGUCAUUACCUUCAAACUUGUGGAUUUGGUCAAGCUCCAAGAUGAAAUGGACAAGAGAGGUCCUCCACCACCUCGUCAACCACGUGCUCGUCCCGCUCCACGACCACGAGCGACACCGGCUCCAAAACCUCGUGCACAAGCACCUGCUGGUGCUAGACCAGGGGCUCGACCACAACAAGCAGCCCAACGAGCUCCAGCUCCUAGGCAACAACAUCAGCAACAACGGGCACAGACGGGUUCUCUCUUGGACUUUGGGGGUGGCGUGGCACCUUCGGCACCCACCACUGGAAACUUUAAUCCCAAGGUUCUACAUCAUACACAUUCGGCUCCUCCAGUCCCUGUGAACGAAAGUCGAGCGCAGCGUCUGAAGCGAGAACAAGAGAAGAAAAUGAAGACUUCCAAUCGCGUCUGGGACGAUAUCGAUCAGCGAUGGGUGGAAGCCAAACCACAGACACCGGCUCCAGGUGCAGUGGCGACCAAACCAAAGGGCAAGGUGGUCGGUGUCAAGUUGGAUGGGUCCAGUGGAAUCGGAAAGAGUGUUAGCGUACAAGCUGGGGUCAACAAACGUGUCAAUGAAAUGAAGGAAGCCCAACAAAAGGCUCUCGAAGAGGUUCGGGAACGAGAAGCCAAAAAGAAGCGUGACGAAGACGAAGAAGAUAUUGUGAGAAAGCAAUUGGAACCCAAGAUCAAGGCUUGGGCUGAAGAACACGGCAAGAAGAAACAAAUUCGAGCACUGUUGGGAACCCUCCACAUUAUCUUGUGGCCAGGAGCUAAGUGGAAGCAAAUUGGUAUUGGUGACUUGCUGGAAGAUAAAAAGGUGAAACGUGCCUUCCACAAGGCAACUCUUGUUGUGCAUCCAGAUAAGACUCACGAUUUGCCACCCGACCAACGCUUUUUGGCGAAACGUAUCUUUGAUGCUUUGAGUCAAGCCAAGACCGAAUUUGACAAUGGAAAUUAG